AUGGCAUUUCGUUCAGUCGAGCAUGUCGAGUACGAGACAUACGAGGAGCGACGCCUCGCCGGAGCAGAGCGUCAGAAAUGGCUCAGUGACCCCUCCAUCCCCUGUCCCAUCCCCAAGUCAACACUAACAUUCAAAGACAUCAUGUCAGAAGCAGGAUGGCGCACCGACCAACUAGGCGGCCCGCACGUUAUUCCCGAGUUAUACCAGUUGCAAGCCGUCGCCCUAGGCCUGCCGCUCGACGCGAACUACCGAACAAAGUACAUCUCACGACUAGAAGAAGACGAAGAGAUCGACAUCGACGUCGGCUUCGAGAAUUGGGGCGGUAUCACAGGCCCGGGCGUAAUAAUCUUACAAAACAUUUUCAAAACGUUCUCUCUUCCUCCCAUUCUUCCCUCAGGCAAGCCUUCCAGCACUAUCUUCCCCUACAUGUCGCGCGUUACGCAGGCAGUCUACGAAGCAGACUUUGCCCUGCAUGAUCUGAAACAUGUAUUUGUGUCGGACGUGUUGAAUGUUGAUACUAGGCAGUUUGUUAGUCACCAUAUUCAUCAUGAGUCGAAACAGCUUGCGGAGGAACAUAAGCAGUUGCUGACGUGGGAGUAUGGAACUGAUGAUUAUCAGACACUACUCGCUACGCGGAUUGGUAAAUUGGUGGUUUAUUUGAUUCUGGGUGCUUUUGAGCGUGGCACGAGGCGGAUUGCCCGUGUUGCUACUUGGUUUCAUACUAAUGAGCUGGCCGAGACUAGAAAUUUGCAGAUGAGGUUUGAUAUUGAGGAGGAUGUUUGA
This is a messenger RNA of Penicillium manginii, 783 nucleotides long. RefSeq lists its product as uncharacterized. The record is from RefSeq and is a predicted model, not a curated record. The coding region runs from base 1 to 783 and encodes 260 amino acids. The transcript has a single exon. Lineage: Eukaryota; Fungi; Ascomycota; Eurotiomycetes; Eurotiales; Aspergillaceae.